This is a messenger RNA of Theobroma cacao (cacao), 3637 nucleotides long. Its product is annotated as putative LRR receptor-like serine/threonine-protein kinase At1g56130. Gene Ontology annotation, biological process: protein phosphorylation. NCBI's taxonomy places the organism in Eukaryota, Viridiplantae, Streptophyta, Magnoliopsida, Malvales, Malvaceae. The record is from RefSeq and is a predicted model, not a curated record. Gene Ontology annotation, cellular component: plasma membrane. Gene Ontology annotation, molecular function: protein kinase activity; ATP binding; protein binding.
CUAAAAGAAAUAAAAGAAGAAGAAAAAGAAAGAGAGAGAGGAAGAAUAACGUGUCAGAGGAGAAGGAAGGGAGAGAAGAAAAAGAAAAAGAAGAAGAAAAGGAAAGUGACCAGCGGUAAGAGAGAGUAGAGAGGAAGCCGGCUCAGGGGAGAGAAACAAAGAGUUGGUGUUGCCGGUUUAAGGAGAAAAAGAAAAGGUUGAGCUGCUGUCGGUUUAAGGAGGAAAGGAGUUGAUUUUUUUUAGAGAGGAAUAAGAGGCUUUGUGCUGCUGGUUUGUGAGGGAAAGGAAGGGUGGUUGCAGCCAGCAUAAGGGGGAAGAAAGGAGAAAGAUGGAGAAGAAAAAAAAAAUGAAAAAGAAUUGGUGAACAAAUGAUGUUUCGAGUGAUGAGAUCACCUCAACAUUUGGCUUUGGGUUGUUUCUAUGCUCUGUGCAUCAUAGGUGCAGCUCAAGCUCAGAAUCAAUCUCAGCCUCCUACUGAUCCUGCUGAAGUACGAGCUUUGAACUCAAUAUUCCAAAAAUGGGGAAUUUCAGCGAGACGAAACCAAUGGAACAUAAGCGGCGAACCAUGCAGCGGAGCUGCCCUCGACUCUGACUCUACAGACAUUAAUAACGAUGAUUACAACCCUUUCGUCAAAUGUAACUGUUCUUUCAACAAUGGCUCUACUUGCCACAUCACCCAUCUGAAAGUUUUUGCGCUGAAUGUCGUGGGUCCGAUUCCAGAUGAGAUUUGGACUUUGACUUUUCUUACCAAUCUGAGGCUGGGCCAAAAUUACUUGACGGGUCCCUUAUCUGCUUCGAUUGGCAAUCUAACUCGAAUGCAGUGGCUGGCCCUUGGCCAUAAUGCAUUAUCAGGGGAGCUUCCAAAGGAAAUUGGAUUGCUUACUGAUUUAAGAUUCUUGGCCAUUGGAACUAAUAACUUCUCGGGUCCUUUGCCAUCGGAGAUUGGCAACUGCUCAAUGCUAGAACAACUUUAUUUUGAUAGUUCCGGUGUAACUGGUGAGAUUCCUUCAACAUUCACUAAUCUGCAGAACCUGCUAGCAGUGUCGGCAUCGGACACAGAACUUACAGGGAGGAUACCUGACUUUAUAGGGAAUUGGUCAAAGCUUCGUGUUUUGAGAUUUCAAGGAAACUCUUUUGAAGGUUCAAUGCCUUCAACAUUUUCCAAUCUUACUUCACUGACAGAGUUGAGGAUAAGCGGUUUAUCUAAUGGAAGUUCUCUAUCAUUUAUGAAGGAGAUGAAGUCCUUAAAUAUCUUAGAACUAAGGAACAAUAAUAUUUCUGAUACAAUUCCAUCCACUUUUGGAGAAUACCAGAGUUUGAGGCAGCUGGAUUUAAGCUUCAACAAUAUAACUGGACAGAUCCCAGACUCGCUUUUCAGUUUGAGUUCACUCAAUCAUUUGUUUCUUGGAAAUAAUAAGUUACAUGGCUCCCUUCCUGCACAAAAGAGUUCAUCUCUUCGCAAUAUAGAUGUGUCGUACAACAAUUUAGCUGGGAGCUUUCCUUCUUGGGUCAACGAACCAAAUUUGUCAAUUAAUUUAGUUGCCAACAACUUCACAAUAGGACAGUCAAAUGGCAGUGUUUUGCCAUCAGGAUUGAACUGCCUUCAGCGGAAUUUUCCUUGCAAAGGAGGACGUGGAACCUAUUCUAACUUUGCAAUUAAGUGUGGUGGUCCACAGAUUACAUCAUCUGAUGGGACUCUGUUCGAGAGGGAUGAUGAGACUCUUGGUCCAGCAUCAUAUUAUGUGACUGACACAAAUAGUUGGGCAGUCAGUAAUGUUGGGUAUUUCGCUGAGAGCAAAAAUCCACAGUACAAAAUUUCUUCAUCAUCUCAGUCCACAAGCACCCUAGACUCAAAACUAUUCCAGACAGCACGGGUUUCUGCUUCAUCACUAAGGUACUAUGGAUUGGGGCUUGAGAAUGGAAACUACACCGUGAGGCUCCAGUUUGCAGAAAUAGAAAUUAUGGAUACAAAAAGAUGGGAAAGUCUUGGGAGGCGUGUUUUUGAUAUAUAUAUCCAGGGUAAUCUUGUUUUGGAAGAUUUUGACAUACGCAAGGAGGCUGGUGGAGUUUCUAAACGAGCAGUACCAAAAGAGCUUAAGGCUCAGGUAUCAGAAAAUUACCUUGAAAUUCAUCUGUUUUGGGCUGGAAAAGGGACUUGCUGUGUACCAGCUGAAGGUAAAUAUGGACCAUCCAUUUCAGCAAUCAGUGCUACCUCAGAUUUCAUACCUACUGUUAAUAAUAACGCUCCAACAAGCAAGAAGAGUAGAACUGGUCUGAUCGUGGGGAUUGUUGUUGGUGUCGGAGUUGUAAGCCUUCUGUCUGUUGCAGCUUUCUGCAUUUUUAGAAAAAGAAGGGCCCAUAGGAAAGAUGAUGAAGAGCUCCUAGGAAUAGAUGCUAGACCAUACACUUUCAGUUAUGCUGAACUAAAAGCUGCUACAGAGGAUUUCAAUCCUGAAAAUAAGCUUGGAGAGGGAGGAUUUGGGCCAGUCUAUGAGGGAAAACUUGAUGAUGGAAGAGUAAUUGCUGUGAAGCAAUUGUCCAUAGCAUCACGCCAAGGCAAGAGUGAGUUUGUUACAGAAAUUGCCACCAUAUCGGCUGUGCAACACCGUAACCUUGUCAAACUAUAUGGAUGCUGUUUCGAGGCAGAUCAAUGUCUCCUUGUUUAUGAGUAUCUGGAAAACAAGAGUCUAGAUCAAAUACUUUUUGCAGGAAAAAAUUUGAACCUCAGCUGGUCUACACGUUAUGAUAUAUGCUUGGGAGUGGCACGAGGUCUGGCUUAUCUUCAUGAAGAAUCAAGUGUCCGCAUUGUGCACAGAGAUGUCAAGGCCAGUAAUAUUUUGCUCGGUUCUAAGCUCAUCCCAAAAAUCUCUGAUUUUGGUUUAGCCAAACUUUACGAUGAUAAGAAAACCCACAUAAGCACCCGUGUUGCAGGGACAAUUGGGUAUCUUGCACCGGAGUAUGCCAUGCGUGGACACCUUACAGAGAAGACUGAUGUGUUUGCCUUUGGUGUUGUGGCUCUAGAGAUUGUUAGCGGAAGACCUAACUCUGACUCUAGCUUGGAGGAAGAGCAGAUCUACCUUCUUGAAUGGGCUUGGUACCUGCAUGAAAACAAUCGUGAGGUUGAACUAGUGGAUGGUAGUUUAUCAGAAUUCAACGAGGAAGAAGUGAAGCGUGUAAUAGGAAUAGCUCUUUUGUGCACUCAAGCAUCACCAAUGCGAAGGCCAUCCAUGUCCCGUGUGGUGGCUAUGCUUUUGGGAGACGCUGAAGUGAGCAGAGUGGUUUCAAAGCCUGGAUACUUAACUGACUGGAAGUUUGAUGACACCAGUUUUAUGAGUAAUCAGGCAACUAGAGCGAGUGAAACCAGCUAUGAUACCUCAACAAGUGCAACCAUAGUAGCUAAUACAGAGAAUUCACCAAUAGACGUUACUAAACCUAUGCUCCAUAGUAUCAUUGGCGAGGAAAGGUGAGAUUUUCUCCUUUUUGAUCAUUACUGUUUUGGUGUAAAUCUAAACAAUUCAUGUAGUCUUCUUUGUAAAUCAUGUGUAUAACUACAGAAUGUGAGCUGCAAGCGGUUACUAGUUUGAAUGUUUGGUUGGUUUUACAAUUAUUUUGGAAAUAAAAUUUGAAGUUUUAUCCA